AUGGGCAAGUCUUCCAAGGACAAGCGCGACGCCUACUACCGCCUCGCCAAGGAGCAGGGUUGGCGUGCUCGCAGCGCCUUCAAGCUACUGCAACUGGACGAGGAGUUUGACCUCUUCGCCAACGUCACCCGGGUCGUCGACCUGUGCGCCGCCCCCGGGAGUUGGUCCCAGGUCUUGUCCCGUGUGCUUAUCAAGGGGGAGAAGUUUGGCCGGUCGGCAUGGCAGGAUCGCGAGGCCAAGUUCCGUCAGGAGAUGCUCGGCGUCUUCCCCGCCGCUCCUUCGGAAGCCGGCGCUUCGGCUGCUGACAAGUCCGACGCAGAGGCGGCGGCCGGAGAAGAGGAGAUUCACCCCCGAAAGGACGUCAAGAUCGUGUCCAUCGACCUGCAGCCCAUCAGCCCGCUCCCCGGCAUUGUCACCCUCCGCGCCGACAUCACACACCCCGCUACCGUGCCCCUCCUCCUCAAGGCCCUCGACCCCGACUACGACGCCAACUUGACAGCCAAGCAGCAGGCCACCGACCGUGUCGACCUGGUCAUCAGCGACGGCGCCCCGGACGUCACCGGCCUCCACGACCUCGACAUCUACGUCCAGUCGCAGCUCCUCUUCGCCGCCCUCAACCUCGCUCUCUGCGUCCUGAAGCCCGGCGGCAAGUUCGUCGCCAAGAUCUUCCGCGGCCGCAACGUCGACCUGCUGUACGCCCAGCUCAAGAUCUUCUUCGAGACCGUCGUCGUCGCCAAGCCCAGGUCGUCCCGCGCGAGCAGCGUCGAGGCCUUUAUAGUCUGCAUCAACUUCCAGCCCCCCGUCGGCUUCCACGCCAGCCUCGAGAACCCGCUCGGCGUCGGCCAUGACCUGGACCGCAUGCUCCGCGACCGCACGAGCCGCCUGCCCGCCGUCGCCGCCGCGCUGAUGCAGGACCCGGCCACGGGCAAGUGGAACGCAUCGCCCACGGCGUCCGCCACCGGCGGCGGCAGCGGAGGGCAGGCCGUCGUCGAAGUGGAGGCCUACGACGAGACGGACGAGACGACGGACCACGAGAGCAGCAUUCGGUGGAUCGCACCCUUUAUUGCGUGCGGCGACCUGUCGGCCUUUGAUUCUGACGCUUCCUACCAACUACCCGAGGACCACGUCUCCCUCGACCCCGUGCAGCCUCCGACGGCGCCCCCCUACAAGCGCGCCAUCGAGCUGAGAAAGGCCGCCGGCGGCGCGUACGGCAAGACCUCUGUCAAAGUCUAA
Colletotrichum graminicola M1.001 is the source of this 1233-nucleotide messenger RNA. RefSeq names its product FtsJ-like methyltransferase. Gene Ontology annotation, biological process: cytoplasmic translation; tRNA methylation. Gene Ontology annotation, cellular component: cytoplasm. The transcript has 2 exons. The record is from RefSeq and is a predicted model, not a curated record. Gene Ontology annotation, molecular function: tRNA methyltransferase activity. Bases 1 to 1233 code for a protein of 410 amino acids. Lineage: Eukaryota; Fungi; Ascomycota; Sordariomycetes; Glomerellales; Glomerellaceae.